Messenger RNA from Sinocyclocheilus anshuiensis, 675 nucleotides. RefSeq names its product charged multivesicular body protein 5-like. NCBI's taxonomy places the organism in Eukaryota, Metazoa, Chordata, Actinopteri, Cypriniformes, Cyprinidae. Bases 19 to 270 code for a protein of 83 amino acids. The record is from RefSeq and is a predicted model, not a curated record. Gene Ontology annotation, biological process: vacuolar transport. The transcript is spliced from 3 exons.
CAGGAUCAACUGGAGGACAUGAUGGAAGAGGCUAACGAGGUGCAGGACGCUCUCAGUCGCAGCUAUGGCACACCAGAGAUUGAUGAGGAUGAGCUAGAAGCAGAGCUGGAUGCUCUGGGAGAUGAGUUACUGCUGGAUGAUGACAGCUCUUACUUAGAUGAAGCCUCGUCUGCACCCUCCAUUCCUGAAGGAAUGCCCAGUGACACUAAAACCAAUAAGGAUGGAGUUCUGGUCGAUGAGUUUGGCCUACCACAGAUCCCUGCCACAUAAGAAUCUGUUGUCUGAUCAGUGUUUUGUUUACUGGUGGAGGACGUUUUUCUUGUGCUGAUGGUAUUGAACAUGUUGUGUUGUAUUCAUUGCCCAGUCUAGCACACGGUAUUGUAUAUGAAGCGUGAUUUUCCAGUUUUAUUUAGAAUUUGGUCAUGUAAACAUGUUAUACCCAGUAACCCAGUAAAUUCCGACGAGAUUACAGUUUUUAGAUAUCCAAUUUAAACUACUGGCAUAUCCUUUAGUAAUCAGAAUUUUGGAUCACCUACUUUCCCUUGUAUCUGAACAUAACUUUUUAUUAAUGCAUGUCCAAACAAAAAUAGUUUUGGAUGAUAACUUUGGAGAUACAAACAGUUUGGGAAAGUCGAGUUAUUGAAUAAACGUAUUUAUUUAUUUUAACAAAAAAUU